Messenger RNA from Cydia fagiglandana, 2420 nucleotides. RefSeq names its product cytochrome P450 6B2-like. NCBI's taxonomy places the organism in Eukaryota, Metazoa, Arthropoda, Insecta, Lepidoptera, Tortricidae. The record is from RefSeq and is a predicted model, not a curated record. Gene Ontology annotation, molecular function: heme binding; iron ion binding; monooxygenase activity. The transcript has 2 exons. Bases 57 to 1562 code for a protein of 501 amino acids.
ACAGACCAGAGUAGCCAUUACUAGCAGUAACAAGACUAAAUACAAUUUGUAUUAAGAUGGUGUUUCUCACGGUAGUGAUAUUGGCAGUCGUUGUAAGUGUACUGUAUUAUUACUUCACAAGAACUUUCUCUUAUUGGAAGGACAGGUAUGUUACCGGACUGAAACCUACACCAUUUUUUGGAAACAUGUAUAGAUCUACAAUGCGAUACGAUACAAUGGGUGUAGUUUUUAAAAACAUAUACGAAAGUUUCCCAGGAGAGAAAGUGGUGGGAAUGUUCAGGAUGACAACUCCAACGCUCUUGGUGCGAGACCUCGACAUUUUAAAGGAUAUAUUGGUAAAAGAUUUUGACAAUUUUGUGGAUCGAGGCUUGGAGUUCAGCAAAGAAGGGCUAGGACAAAACCUGUUUCACUCCGACGGAGAGACAUGGCGAGGACUAAGAAGUCGAUUUUCACCCAUAUUUACAAAUUCAAAGUUGAAGAAUAUGAUGUAUUUGCUCAACGAUCGAGCUGAUAAGUUCGUUGAUUACGUAAGUGAGAUGAUAGCGACGACACCCGAGCAAGAUAUCCACGGAUUAGUACAAAAGUACACAAUGUCAACGAUAACUGGGUGCGCCUUCGGUCUGGAUAUAGACACCUUUCGUGGAGAUGUUCAAACUUUAAAAAGAAUCGACAAGGAAAUAUUUACCCCAAAUUAUGCUGUUGAGUUUGAUAUGAUGUUCCCUGGUGUCCUGAAAAAGUUAAAUAUGUCCGCAUUCCCGGCUUACUUAGGGAAAUUUUUUAAAGAGCUUGUCGAAACUGUAACUACUCAAAGAAACGGAAAGCCGUCAAAUAGGAAAGAUUUUAUGGAUUUGAUAUUAGAGAUGAAGAAUAGAAAACAAAUUGAAAUAGUCAAAAAGCACGGUGAUGAAGAAACCAGGACGAUUGAAAUAACUAACGAUGUAAUAGAAGCACAAGCCUUCGUAUUUUACGCUGGCGGUUACGAGACCUCAGCUUCGACCAUGGGUUUCAUGCUGUACCACCUAGCAUUGGACACUAAAAUACAGGACAGAUUAAGAAAUGAGAUAGAUGAAUACCUUGAGAGACAUAGCGACAAAAUAGAACUGGACACUUUAAAUGAGUUACAAUAUUUAGAUCAAGUUUUUAGUGAAACUCUCAGGAUGUACCCGAUAGUGGAUUCUUUACAGCGAAAAGCUGGAAACGAUUACAAGUUACCAGAAGUUGAGGUUACAAUAGCUAAAGAUCAAGUUGUGAUCGCGUCUGUUUCGGGUAUUCACCACGAUGAGAAGUACUAUCCAGAACCAGAGAAGUUUGAUCCCGAAAGGUUUUCUCCAGAAAACGUAGCUGCCAGGCAUCCCUUUGCGUAUUUGCCGUUUGGCCUUGGACCGCGUCAUUGCAUUGGAAUGCGCUUCGCACGCGUGCAGUCCUGGGUGUGCAUAAUCAGAUUGCUCUCAAAGUUCCGCCUUGAAGCCGGCAAGAAUACCGUUCGCUCCUUUUCCAACAACCCAUAUCGGGUCGUGAUCGCUCCUAACAAGACCCUAUACGUGAAUGUUUACCCGCGGUAGUACCCACCUGUAAAGGAUGACUCACGCUAGACCGGGCCGGAGCUUUCCAUUUUCUAUGGUUUUUUAUUCCACCAGUGAUCACCGAUCAGCCGUCAUAGAAAAUCGACAUGUCGAACGCCUCGGCACGGACUUAGCCCGGUUGGCCUUAGGGGUUAUUCGCGGAUGGUCUAGAACGCAAAAUGACUAGUGUAGUAUUUUGUCUAAAUCGCUAUUAGUCUACAUCGCAAACCGUCUAGAACGCAAAAUGCCCACAUUAUUUUUUCCGUUUUAUCUUAACUUUAUAGCGAUGUCGACGGAGCCCCACAUCCGCGGGGCUCCUAUUCUGUGCUGUUUAGCCUUCGGCCAUUUGAAGAUACCUACCUAACGAACCUAACCUACCUAUGUAAAAUGUGGUGAUAUAAAAAGAGGGCAUUUUGCGUUCUAGACCGUUUGCGAUGUAGACUAAUUGCGAUAUAGACAAAAUAUUACACUAGUCAUUUUGCGUUCUAGACCAUCCGCGAUUGACGCGGCCUUAGUCGUUAUAAAAUUAAUUGUUAAACUAUUAGAAUUAGACCAAGAUAAGUCUGCCAUGAUCUUAAUAGCACGCACAGUGCAAGUGUUAUUUUAAACGUGAAAAACAUCGUGUGUGCUAUUAACAUCGUUGCCGACUUGUCUUGGUAUAACUCUAUCUGUUACUUAGAUAGUGAAUGAAAAUGUAUAUAUUAUUUACCUACAUUGUUUAUUGUGUUGACUGUCCUGUUUAUCAAUUUUGCCGUUUUCAAAACGACACUGACACCCAAAGUGUAGUCAGGCAUAUUUUCUAAGCAUCUGUCUGUCUGUUAUCUCUUCACGCUUAAACCGCAUAACAGGUUACCAUAA